AUGGCUGGCGGUGACAUCAAGAAGGGUGCUGGCCUCUUCAAGACGCGCUGCGCGCAGUGCCACACCGUUGAGCAGGACGGCGGCAACAAGAUCGGCCCUGCGCUGCACGGCCUGUUUGGCCGCAAGACCGGCUCCGUCGACGGCUACGCCUACACCGACGCCAACAAGCAGAAGGGCAUCACCUGGGACGACAAGACUCUGUUCGAAUACCUCGAGAACCCCAAGAAGUACAUCCCGGGUACCAAGAUGGCGUUCGGCGGCCUCAAGAAGGAGAAGGACAGGAACGACCUGAUUGCCUACCUCAAGGAUUCGACGAAAUAG
Molecule: messenger RNA, 321 nt
Organism: Chaetomium globosum CBS 148.51
Lineage: Eukaryota; Fungi; Ascomycota; Sordariomycetes; Sordariales; Chaetomiaceae
Product: cytochrome c
Exons: 4
Coding region: 1-321 (106 amino acids)
Biological process (GO): mitochondrial electron transport, ubiquinol to cytochrome c; mitochondrial electron transport, cytochrome c to oxygen
Cellular component (GO): mitochondrial intermembrane space
Molecular function (GO): heme binding; electron transfer activity
Source: RefSeq, a predicted model, not a curated record